This is a messenger RNA of Pecten maximus, 1433 nucleotides long. RefSeq lists its product as uncharacterized. Bases 261 to 1433 code for a protein of 390 amino acids. The transcript has 8 exons. The record is from RefSeq and is a predicted model, not a curated record. NCBI's taxonomy places the organism in Eukaryota, Metazoa, Mollusca, Bivalvia, Pectinida, Pectinidae.
AAUAUACAUAGUAAACAUUUAAUGCCCUGAUUUACAUUGCAGGUCCUGAAGAUAAACACAGACCAGUGCAUGCAAAGACAUUUUCCUUUAGUGAUGGGACUGUUCACCAAAGGACCCCUGAAGGCCAUGAAGACAAACACACGCCUGUGUCAAAGACAUUUUCUUCUGUUGAUGCAACUGUUCAACAAAGACUCUUAGAAGAUUUACAUCAUGAUAAAAAAUUCAGUAACAAUGUUCUGGGUCAAGGUGAAGAGAGUUCCAUGUUCAGAGUUCAUGAGUUAUUUAAAAAAGAUGUAUUUUCUGUUAUUCUGUGUUCAGUAUUGUCUCGGCUGUACCAGAUCAAAGACUUUGUGUCAGUCAAUUACCCCAGUGGAAAGAAAUCUGUUCUUGUUACUUCUCCUUCCCAUAAAGUCAUUUGUAAAGCCAUGGUGGACAACAAAAGUGAAAUGGAAAAGACUAUCGUUGAUAUAUUAUGCAAGACAAAUCCAAUGGCUGUAGUUAAAGGUGUAUCAAAACUAAUUGAAGAUGAAUGCACCCAUGUCUGCUAUCGAGGUUCCGCCGCAUGCUUACAAAACAAGAAAUUUGAGCAUUUCCAGAAUUUUAAUUGGAAGACUUUAUAUGAUGAUCUCCUCGAUAGAUGUCCUCAUAUCAUGGCAAUUAUAACAUCAACGGUACAGCGCCAACCUCCAAAUAUUGUUAGCAAACCAUUUUUUCAUGUUAUGUUUUCAAGUGCUACAGUUUUACACGGAAGAAAUCAAGAAAUGUCAGUUCUCCAUUACAUGAUAGCUUUCUUCCUUGCCCGCGGUGGAUGUACUCAGCGAACCAUGGAAUCACUUUGCAAGGCUGGAAUAUGCAUCCAUCCCAAAACACUGCACAACAAACUGGCAGGGUGGAAAGACAAGUUAGAUGAAGAACUCAAGGCUCUAAAGAUCAAAUGGACAGACAAUGAGUCUUCACAUAAAUAUCAGCUUGUUGGUGACAAUUGGGAUAAGGAUAUUCUCCCAUCCUAUCGCACUACAGAUCGGAAAACACAGAGCCUCCACCUAUUCCAAAUGUAUGCCAUUGUUGACAGAUUUUCUCCGACAAGUCCAGUGGGGUCAAAUGGAUUUGAAAAUAACCUAGUAUACAUUCCUUCUGUCCAAGAACAGAAGCAACUACUGAAUGAGCUUACAUUCAUAUUUGCAACAGCCAUCAUCAGAAACAUCCCUGAUGUAUCAAAGUAUUUGGAUAACACAUACCCACAGCAUUUGGACCAUAAACAUAGUAAAUAUGCAGGAAUUAAAACAACACAGUAUCCACUUGGACUCUAUGACACAAAUGAGAACAAGACUGAUGAAGUGAUCCGUCUCCUGAAAACUCUAACUGAUCUAUAUGUCCCAGUAAGGAAUGAAGAGGUCAUUGAUGCGGUUUUCUUUGGAGAUAAACUUUAUUGA